This is a messenger RNA of Anopheles funestus (African malaria mosquito), 5413 nucleotides long. Its product is annotated as axoneme-associated protein mst101(2)-like. The transcript is spliced from 7 exons. The record is from RefSeq and is a predicted model, not a curated record. Lineage: Eukaryota; Metazoa; Arthropoda; Insecta; Diptera; Culicidae. Gene Ontology annotation, cellular component: extrinsic component of mitochondrial inner membrane. Bases 282 to 5108 code for a protein of 1608 amino acids.
ACCGUACUGGUGAGGUUCGUUCUCAGUCCCAGCUGAACCACCGUUAAGGAAUUACCGUUUGCGCAGUGUCGAUAGUUAAUCCACGUGAAAGUGAACCAAGUGAAAGAGAAAGAGAGUGAGAGUGAGGAAGAAAGAGAACAAAAUUUAAUUUUUAGUAUUAAAUUUUGCGGUGAUAUUGUAUUCAGUUAAACAAGUUAAAAGUGCACAAAUAAGGAAGAAACUCUACACAAAAGUAAAAACAAACAACCUUCACAUCAACCUUCGUGCAGGAAGCAGCAGCAAUGGCGAAGAAAGGGAAGGCUAAAAAUGGGGCGGCCACUGGUGAAGGAGAACAAGUGUCAGCUCCAGUGGCAGCGACCACCAAUGUCCCAGCAGCUGAUCCAGCGAGACCAGCCGUCGCACCGGUCAAGGAAGUGAAGCUUGAAGUUAAGCCCGUUCCGGAGAAAAAGACCAACCCACCGAACAAAGCUAAUAAUGGUACCGUAGCGAACGGUUCCGAAGGUGAAACUGGUGAGAUGAGACGCAAGCGAAGCCGUCGUGGCCGCAAGAAGAAGUCGGAUGACGCAUCGGAUGAGCAGUCCAAGGAUAAAGCACCCUCAACGCUGACGGCCAGGAAAAAUCUGCGCAAAAAGCGUAGCAAGCUGAUGCGAACACUGGAGCAGCUCGAGGCCAAUCCAGCGCAGGCUACACCGGAAGGUAAACCGAUACAGACCCCUGAAGAUAUCCGCAAGAAGAUUCAAAUCAUUGAAAGUUUGCUGCAGCAUCUGCAGGCACAGACUCAGGAGGAAAAGAAAAAGAUGGAAACUCUCAAGAGCGUCAAGGCGGAACCACAGGAACCGCCCAAGAAAGAGCAACAGGCUCCGAAAGUGUCGGAAGCGGCUCCAAAGAAUUUAACCUCCGAAAAGGCACGUAAGGAGGGUGAGGUGAAAAAGCUUGCCAAUGAAAAGGCCGAAAUCCAAAACGAGGCGAAGCGGUUGGUGCAAGAUAAAGCUCGCAAAGAGCAGGAGAUGAAGAAGCUGAUCGAAGAAAAGGCCAAGAAGGACGCCGAAGCUAAGCAGCUGCUGGAGGAGAAAGCGGCGCGUGAGGCGGAACUGGCAAAGUUGACCCAGGCUAAGGCACGCGUAGAAACGGUUGAGCAGAAGAUCAAUGAAAUCGAUCAGAAGGUUCAGCAGCGCAAGGAAGCGGAUGAGGGAAAGGUUGCGCCUGGUAGUCCGAAGCAGAAGAAGGACCAGGCACGCACGCGCAAGGAUUCGGAAUCGAGCAAGAAAAAGGAAGCAGAGGAUAAGGCCAAGAAAGAGGCGGAAGAAAAGGGCAAGAAGGAAGCGGCUGAAAAGGCUAAGAAGGAAACAGAUGAAAAGGCCAAGAAGGAGGCGGAAGAAAAGGUCAAGAAGGAAGCGGCUGAGAAGGCAAAGAAAGACGCCGAAGAAAAGGCGAAGAAGGAAGCGGCUGAAAAGGCGAAAAAGGAGGCGGCUGAAAAGGCCAAGAAGGAAGCUGAGGAAAAGGCCAAGAAGGAAGCGGCUGAAAAGGCCAAGAAGGAAGCUGAGGAAAAGGCCAAGAAGGAAGCAGCCGAGAAGGCAAAGAAGGAAGCUGAGGAAAAGGCCAAGAAAGAAGCCGAGGAAAAGGCCAAGAAGGAAGCGGCUGAAAAGGCAAAGAAGGAAGCCGAGGAAAAGGCCAAGAAGGAAGCGGCUGAAAAGGCGAAAAAGGAAGCCGAAGAAAAGGCCAAGAAGGAAGCGGCCGAGAAGGCAAAGAAGGAAGCCGAGGAAAAGGCCAAGAAGGAAGCGGCCGAGAAGGCUAAGAGGGAAGCCGAGGAAAAGGCCAAGAAGGAAGCGGCCGAGAAGGCGAAGAAGGAGGCAGAAGAAAAGGCGAAGAAGGAAGCGACCGAGAAGGCGAAGAAGGAGGCAGAAGAAAAGGCGAAGAAGGAAGCGGCUGAAAAGGCGAAGAAGGAGGCUGAGGAAAAGGCCAAGAAGGAAGCCGAGGAAAAGGCCAAGAAGGACGCGGCUGAAAAGGCAAAGAAGGAAGCGGAAGAGAAAGCAAAGAAGGAAUCGGAUGAAAAGGCAAAACAGGAAGCGGCAGCAAAAGCGAAAAAGCUAGCGGAAGAGGACGCCAAACGGAAAACGAACGGUGAAGCAGCCAAACAGUCAAACGGAUCAGCUCCAACAACGCCAACGCAGGAAAAACCGGCCACCUCGAAACAGGAUGCUAAGAACAGCAAGAAAAAUAACAAACGGACACCGAAAAACAGUGUAUCGGAGGAUGAGAAAAACACAACCAAGGCAACCGGUUCAAAAAACGGACAAAGCGGCGAUUUUGCCUCCUCUGCUGAACCCGUCACGGUAGCAAAAUCGCAGGAAAGUCAAUCAGCACCAGUACCCAUCCCGAAGACUCCCGAAGCUGCUCCUGCCUCACCGAAAUCCUCCCCGAAACCUGGCAAUGGGAAACCGGCCACUCCAGUGAACGGUAAGCAACAGACACCGCCAGCCAAAACACCGGAAAAGUCUCCACCGCAACCCAAGACUGCAUCGCGUACCUCGCCCCCGAAGACUACUGCCAAGGCUCCGUCUCCACCGAAAACGGCACCUGCAGCUGCACGAGCCCCUCCGAAACCUAGCACACCACCUGCCUCAAAGAAACCUGAACCUCCGCCAAAGCCUGAAUUCCUCAAGAGGAAGUCGCCCUCAGUCGAGAAGGAAAAGAUUGUAGCCGCCAAGGUCGCAGCACCAACAGCCACUGCACCCCAACAGGUACCUCAACAGGCCCCUGCAGCUGCUCCCGCCCCUAGCUCAGUACCCGCACCAUCCACACCUGCUCCUGUUCCUACUCCUGCCACAGUACCAACACCUGCUUCACCUGCACCUGCCGCUGAACCAACGGGUCCUGCAGCAGAAGAAGGUGCUGCAGCAUCCGCACGCCUAACCGAGGAGGCCCUCAAUGGAGCGAAGAAACCUGCCACUGCUGGUGCCGGUGCGGCUAGCAAACCGAAACCGGUACAGAAGAAACCGGAAGUGCCGCCCAAACCGGACGUCCACAGCAAGAGUGCCGCCAAAAUGAAGACACCCAUCAAGCAGCCGGGUGGCAAGACCUCCACGUCUGAUUCCAGGUCGCCGGCAGCGGAGCUAAGUAGAACGGAAGCAUUUAAGAAAAACAUGGACAUUAUAUCGACCAUUGCGGACGUGCUGUUGUCCCAUUCGCGCUCGAAGAAGAUCCGUGCACUCGACCCAUCAUCAUCGGACGCUAGUAGCAAACCCACUACUAACAGCUCCAUCAAUCCUUCUUCCUCAUCUAGCACUAGUCGCGAACCAUCAUCCCCCUCAUCAGCGUCACUCUUAUCAUCCCUAUUUCCAUCGCUAUCGCAAUCAUCUAGCCCCUCAGCUAGCACCUCCCACCAAGCUUCUUCCUCGUCGGCAGACGCACCGCACAAACCGAAGUCUAAGCUAGAUCUGGAACGCAUCCUGCGCAUACUGCAAGCAUCACAACCCCCGCCUCGUUCGAGCGGCACCGAGCCCGGCCAGGGAACGUCAUCGUCAUCACCGGGACCGGAACCUUCCACCUCAUCCUCGGUACCAUUCCCAGAGAUCCCAUCGGGCACGGAUACUGAUGAGCAUCCGCUGGGGUCUUUUCUGACCAAAGAUGCCAUUCGUAUGUUGAUGCCUACCUUGCAGGAAGUGAACGUAAAGUUUAAUGUCGAAAAGCAACUGCAAGCCCUCAAUGCUACGGCUGCAAUGGCUAAGAUACUACCGAAAACAUUGCCACCAGGAACGGACACGACCGAGGAGGAUGAGCUGGAAGAAGAUCUGCUUGAUGAGGAAACGGAAGAUACGAUCGAGUACAAGUUUACACCGCGCCCGGUAUUCAUAGCAACAAUCUGUCAGGUGUGCAAGAAUCCGUUGAAGAGUUUCUUCCACUGCGAACGCUGUGUGAUGGUUUCAUACUGUGGAGAUGAACAUCGGCGCAUGGACCAACCGGCUCAUCGUGAUCUUUGCACGGUACUGUGCGAAAUCGCAGCCAGCAGAGGAGGGCAUAUUUACCAGCUGGCACGGAAGCUUAACGUUCAGGAGUAUCGUAAUCUGCGCGUCCACACGCUCAACCAGAUCGAGCUGUCGUUGAAACGGCCUAUGCAAGCGUUCGAGCGCGAGAUUGUACUGUUUCCACGCAUCUGCUUCACACCAGAUUGUCGCGAAUGGAGACAGGAACUGCUGACGGAGUGUACUGAUUGCCGACAGGUUUCGUACUGUAUCGCAGAUCCAACGCACCUGCAAGCUUCCCAUCGCCGCUGGUGUAAGGCGUACCUGCUCUUUCAGAAGCUAAUCCUACGACAGCGUAUCCUCGGGCGGAUCGAACCAGUUCUUCCUACGCGUAUCCUCACGAAAUCGACUCCAUUGCCGGCUAACAUUGACGAAGCGUUCAAACAGUUGUACAAAAACUCAACUGUACCUCGGGAUGAAUGUGUGUACGCCGUACUGUCACAGAUAGCGACCGCUCCACUGUCCGCACUGUAUGCGUACCAGCAGACGGGCCUACCGUUCGGUAACACAUUCACCAUCCAUCUCGUUGGUGCCGAGUUACAGUUUGAGGGCGACACACUGGACAAGUGGGAAGCGUUCUUCCUUCACCUCGUACCGGAGGUCGCCGUACUACGAGUGGUUUUCGUCGGUCCGGAAUUGAACGUCGAGAAUCUGCCGAUCGACGUCAUCAGUCGCAUUAGAAUGUGCCGCACCUGUCGCCUGAAAUGUCGUGUGGUGGCGUUUGAUUUCCAAUGCCGCACGAUGUACCAUGACUAUCGGCAGAGCUCCCGGUACCAACGACCAAACCUUAUCUGUUUCUUCAAUCCGGGACUUCAUCGUACUACGGGCUUUGCUGGUUUGGAUAGCUGGCCGGUAACGAUUCGUGCCGCCACCGAGGCAAACUGUCCAAUGUUGGUGACGGCUUAUACUGAGCUUGAGUCGCCGCUCGAUUUAGAACGACUGCAGCGAGAAUCAACGCGCACCCUUCAGGUGAUACAAUCACCUUCGGUAAAUCCAUUCGCUUCGAAGCGUCCCGAUCGUAACUUCAUAUCGGACGACACUGCACCAAUGAUCUUCAAGAACUACUAUUACUUCGUGGUGAAAUAGCUGAGGAAUGUGGAGCAUCCUUCAGUCAAACUAUGUUAAGUUCUUUUCUACCGCGUCCUACACGUUCGAUAUAAUGUUCAUGCUUGUCUUUCGUUUUCGCUUUUGAAUGCUUUUAAUUUCUUCCACUCAUACUUCGACAUUGGGACAUUUCCAGUGUCACACAAUCGUCGAAGAACUUCCUUACGCGUACUUUGCAAAACUGUCACAUCAAACAACCCCACACUGUUCGAUUACAGGGCAGAGUGGUGGCAUCAUUUCAAUACGAUGUGCAAUAAAUAAUGUGUAUCAGUGAGUUAAUUUAAUAA